AAGCUUUAAAGUGUCACGUGAUGCCUUGCCGUGUCAAAUUGGCUACAAAAGCCAUACACGAUAACUUUCAUUUGAUCGUUCCUGGGGAGCACAGCUACAUCACCUUACACAACUAUGGCUUACAGACUUGAAUAUUUCGACGUUAGAGGUCGAGGAGAAUCAAUUCGUUAUUUAUUAAAAGAUAACGAAUUAGUUUACGAUGAAGUCUUAAUAGAUUUUGCCGACUGGCCGAAAUAUAAACCUAAAAUGCCCUAUGGACAAGCUCCAGCUUUCUACUCCGGUGAUACACUGUUUGUUCAGUCCAAUUCUAUUUUACGGUAUCUUGGUCGCAAGCAUGAUAUGUACCCCAGUGAUCCUGUAACAGCAUAUCAAGUUGAUAUGUUAAAUGAUGGUGUUGAAGAUCUUCGUAAUCUUUAUGUUAAACUCAUCUAUCAAAAUUAUGAAGCGGGCAAAGAAGAAUAUGUUAAAGCCUUACCGGAGAGAUUACAACCAUUUGAGAAUAUUUUAAAGGCGAACGGUGCCGUUUCGUCAGGUUUUGCCGUUGCAGGAAAGGUUUCCUUCGUGGAUUAUAAUUUAUAUGACCUUCUGGAUAUUCAGGUGCUUCUUAGUCCAACUUGUUUAGACACACUGCCAACAUUGAAGGCUUACUACAAUGCAUUUAACAGUCGUCCACGACUUGCCGCCUACAGACAAACAGAAGCUUUUAAGAAAAGAAACGUAAAUGGAAAUGGCAAACAGUAAAAUGAAAAUGAAUUCUACGUAUUUUGAAGAAUAUCAUUUAUUUUAUAUAAUUUACUCAAAAUAACCCCGAAAGACCCAAUUACAGUAUUGGAAACACGAGCAUUGACCUACUUAAAACUACUAAAACAAUUGUUUCAUAGUUUGAACAUGUCCGUAUAAAUUGUAUAUUCAAAUCACGUCAAAUCGAAAAUUAUCGUAUUUUACCAACUGGACGAAGUUCCCAAAAGAGUUAAUGACUAUUUAUCAAAGUACAAUCAGAACCAUAUGGCAUUACAUAUAUUGUAUAGAGCCCUUGGUUGUUAAAAUAAAUAGCAUAUUCAAUUGUCUAAUGACUCUAUGCAGUACAGUCAGAAAUAAUUGAGAUUACAUACAGGGCCUUAAAUUGCCAUAUUAAAUAUUAUACUCUUUUCUUGAUUAUGUAUUCUUAUGGUAUGAAAAUUGUAAUCCUGUGAUAAUGGCAUGUAAGUAAGAUAUUGUGCACAACCUAUAAUAAAACGGACUGUCAGCACUUUUUAUAUACCUA
This is a messenger RNA of Patella vulgata (common limpet), 1264 nucleotides long. RefSeq names its product glutathione S-transferase P 1. Gene Ontology annotation, molecular function: glutathione transferase activity. Gene Ontology annotation, cellular component: cytosol. The coding region runs from base 115 to 741 and encodes 208 amino acids. The record is from RefSeq and is a predicted model, not a curated record. Lineage: Eukaryota; Metazoa; Mollusca; Gastropoda; Patellidae. Gene Ontology annotation, biological process: glutathione metabolic process. The transcript has 8 exons.